Molecule: messenger RNA, 3538 nt
Organism: Nannospalax galili (Upper Galilee mountains blind mole rat)
Lineage: Eukaryota; Metazoa; Chordata; Mammalia; Rodentia; Spalacidae
Gene: Scarf2
Product: scavenger receptor class F member 2
Exons: 11
Coding region: 62-2755 (897 amino acids)
Molecular function (GO): scavenger receptor activity
Source: RefSeq, a predicted model, not a curated record
UGGAGCACUGGGCGGGCGCUGCCGCCUGGCCGGCCGCGGCUGGCCCAGGAUCAGGGAGCCGAUGUGGAAUUUCCUGCCCGGCCCGGCGCCCCUCCUGCCGCCCCCCGCCUGGCCUCGCACUCCGCUUCCGGCCGCUCUCGUCGCGGCUGCACCCGCGCCCACGCCAGCCCCGCGCCGCAUGGAGGGCGCAGGGCCCUGGGGGGCCGGGCCGGAGCGGCGCCAGGGAGCCGGAGGUCCGCUGCUGUCGCCGCCGCUGCUGCUGCUGCUCUGGCUGCUGCCCGGCCUCGCGGCACCCCAGGAGUUGAACCCGCGAGGCCGCAACGUGUGCCGCGCGCCCGGUUCCCAGGUGCCCACGUGCUGCGCUGGCUGGAGGCAACAGGGGGACGAGUGUGGGAUCGCGGUUUGCGAAGGCAACUCCACGUGCUCAGAAAAUGAGGUGUGCGUGCGGCCUGGCGAGUGCCGCUGCCGACAUGGCUACUUCGGUGCCAACUGCGACACCAAGUGCCCGCGCCAGUUUUGGGGCCCCGACUGCAAGGAGCGGUGUAGUUGCCACCCGCAUGGACAGUGCGAGGACGUGACGGGGCAGUGUACGUGUCACGCGCGCCGCUGGGGUGAGCGUUGCGAGCAUGCGUGCCAGUGCCAGCAUGGCACGUGCCACCCGCGGAGCGGCGCGUGCCGCUGUGAACCCGGCUGGUGGGGUACGCAGUGUGCGAGCGCGUGCUACUGCAGCGCCACGUCGCGCUGCGACCCGCAGACUGGCGCCUGCCUGUGCCACGCAGGCUGGUGGGGCCGCAGCUGCAACAAUCAGUGCGCCUGCAACUCUUCGCCCUGCGAGCAGCAAAGCGGCCGCUGCCAGUGUCGCGAGCGCACUUUCGGCGCGCGCUGCGAUCGUUACUGCCAGUGCUUCCGCGGCCGCUGCCACCCUGUGGACGGCACGUGCGCCUGCGAACCCGGCUACCGCGGAAAGUACUGUCGCGAGCCGUGCCCCGCCGGCUUCUACGGCCUGGGCUGUCGCCGUCGGUGCGGCCAGUGCAAGGGCCAGCAGCCAUGCACCGUAGCCGAGGGCCGCUGUCUGACGUGUGAGCCCGGCUGGAACGGAACCAAAUGCGAUCAGCCCUGCGCUUCUGGUUUCUACGGCGAGGGUUGUGCCUACCGCUGCCCACCCUGCCGCGACGGGCACGCCUGCAAUCAUGUCACCGGCAAGUGUACGCGCUGCAACGCGGGCUGGAUCGGCGACCGGUGCGAGAACAAGUGCAGUAAUGGCACUUACGGCGAGGACUGUGCCUUCGUGUGCUCCGACUGCGGCAGCGGCCACUGUGACUUCCAAUCGGGGCGCUGUCUUUGCAGCCCUGGUGUUCAUGGGCCUCACUGCAAUCUAACGUGCCCGGCCGGGCUUCACGGCAUGGACUGCGCCCAGACCUGCAGCUGCCACGAGGAUUCAUGCGACCCAGUCACUGGUGCCUGCCGCCUGGAGACCAACCAGCGCAAAGGUGUGAUGGGUGCGGGCGCGCUGCUCACCCUGCUUCUCGGCCUACUGCUUUCGCUGCUCGGCUGCUGCUGCGCCUGCCGCGGCAAGGACCCGGCGCGCGGGCCCCGCCCCCACAGGGAGCUGUCUCUUGGAAGGAAGAAGGCACCGCAACACCUUUGCGGGAGCUUCAGCCGCAUCAGCAUGAAGCUGCCCCGGAUUCCGCUCCGCAGGCAGAAGCUGCCAAAAGUCGUAGUGGCCCAUCAUGACCUGGAAAACACACUCAACUGCAGCUUCCUGGAACCACCCUCAGGGCUGGAGCAACCCUCACCAUCAUGGUCCUCCAGAGCUUCUUUCUCAUCAUUCGACACCACAGAUGAAGGCCCUGUGUACUGUGUGCCCCAUGAGGAGGCAGCAACGGAGAGCAGAGACCCGGAGGCCCCUCCGGCUCUGGCUGAGGCACCAGCUGCAUCCCCAGCGCCCUUGACCACUCAUGGGCCCACGGAGGAGGCAGCGACCCUCCCUGCGUCCUCUGACAGCGAGCGCUCGGCGUCCAGUGUGGAGGGGCCUGGCGGGGCGCUGUAUGCGCGCGUGGCCCGGCGCGAAGUCCGGCCGGCCCGGGCCCGAGGUGAGGCUGGAGGUUUGUCGCUGUCUCCGUCGCCCGAGCGCAGGAAGCCGCCGCCACCCGACCCUGCCACCAAGCCCAAGGUGUCCUGGAUCCAUGGCAAGCAGGGCGCAGCCUCCGCAGCCGGUGCAGGGUCGCCGCCGUCGGGUCCCGAAGCAGCGCCAAGCCCUAGCAAGAGGAAAAGGACACCCAGUGACACGUCGGCGCGGCCAGACGAGCCCUGCAGCCCCCGAAUCCGUGACCAGACGCCGCGGCCCCCGGGACUGGCGGAGGAGGCACCCGCCCCAAACGCGGCCUCGCCACCCCGGGCCCGAGCGCGGGGUCGUGGCCUGGGUGUCUCAGAGCCCACGGACGCUGGUGGCCCCCCGCGCAGCGCGCCCGAGGCCGCCUCCAUGCUGGCAGCGGAGCUGCGCGACAAGACUCGCAGCCUGGGUCGCGCUGAGGCCGUUCAGGGGCCCCGGGAGAAGCCGGCGCCGCCACAGAAGGCCAAGCGCUCGGUGCUGCCCGCCUCGCCGGCCCGUGCGUCCCCGGCGCCCGAGAUGGCGGUGGCUGCCGCGCCUGCUCCAGAGACCCCUCGGAAGAAGACCCCCAUCCAGAAACCGCCUCGAAAGAAGAGCAGGGAGGCGGCAGGGGAGCUGGGCAGAGCGAGUGCGCCCACCCUGUAGUAGGCGGCUGCCCCACGGUACCUGCAGCUUCCCGUGGCUUAGCGUUGCUUGCACCCAGCGUUCUGCGGCCUGGCGUUUCCCGCGUGGCCUGGGCACUGAAGGCCUUCCAUUGGCCGAUGCUCCUAGCGCUCCUAGGGAGGCUGUGUCAGGCUCAGGCUCUGGCAGCUGCUUCUUGGCUGGAGUCGCUUGGGCGAGAAAUCCCCCAUCUUUAUUGGUCAACAUCUGACAGGUGCUUAACUGAUGACUCCCUCCCCAGUGGCGGAGUUGUGAAGCUUUCCUACCAAUCUGUAUGUCAUUGCCCAUAGCCUGGAGAGCUCUGCUUAGACACUACAUGCUGGACAAGAGUAUGCUUGGUCGGGGCUACCUUCUCAUUGGCUGAAGCCAGCAGCACUUACUUCUGCCUCCUGGCUGCCUCUCAAAGGUCAGGGCCUGGUGCCUCUGGCUGUAGGGACUCUUUUCUGGAGGUAGCCAGAGGCUACUUCCAUUGACCAGGCUCCAAACCUGGGAAGGAGAGCUGGUCUCUUCUCCCCAAGGGGCUUGGAGCACCUUGGCCUGACCCUUUCCCUGUGUCACGAGCCCUGAUCCCUCAGCUGUCAAGCUGGUUUUGAUGGCCUCCUGCCACCCCACACCUCUGGGAGCCCCAGGGACAAAUUCGGUGGCCUUAGGAAAUGUAUUUAUAGGUCCCUGGAGGGGCUGCUUCCAUCCCACCUGGGGCCCCCAGAAUGGAUUCCUCCUAGCAGGGGCUUGGCCAAAGCUUUUAUAAUAAAAUGCUUCCCCCCACCU